This is a messenger RNA of Mucor mucedo, 1227 nucleotides long. Its product is annotated as pyridoxal phosphate-dependent transferase. The transcript is spliced from 4 exons. Lineage: Eukaryota; Fungi; Mucoromycota; Mucoromycetes; Mucorales; Mucoraceae. The record is from RefSeq and is a predicted model, not a curated record. Bases 1 to 1227 code for a protein of 408 amino acids.
AUGGCUCCAGAAUUAGGAAGAAACAUUCGGUCUCAGUUUCUAUUUGAUCCAAAGUAUACUUCGCUAAACCAUGGCUCAUACGGCUCCAUUCCCAAGGCACUUGUUCCUGUCAUGCAAGACCUACGUCUGAAAUCAGAAGUCAAUCCCGAUCGCUGGCUAAGACGUGAAAUGUUUCCUGAAUUACAGAAAAAUAAGGAAACUUUGGCAGAGCUCGUUCAUGUCGAUCCCCAAGAGCUCGUAUUUGUAUUUAAUGCCAUGACAGGUAUCAACACUGUAGCUCGAAGUCUACCUUUAGCUGCUGGAGACAAAGUUAUCUACUUUAAUACAGCAUAUAAUUCGGUGGAAAGCACCAUCAAAUUUGUCAAAAACUCAGAGAACGUGAAAUUGAUAAAGAUUGACUUGGCCUAUCCUAUGAGUGACGGUGAAGUACUGGAUAAAAUCAAGGACACCAUUGAAAAGGAGAAUAGCAAAAACGAUGGAGAAAUCAAGCUUUGCUUUAUGGAUGCCAUUAGUUCCGUACCAGCCGUUCGUUUCCCUUUUGAAUCUGCCAUUAAAUUAGUCCGUGAGCACAAUAUAUUGAGUUUAGUGGAUGGUGCCCAUGCAUUAGGACAAAUACCAUUGAACUUGCAUGAAACCGAUCCCGAUUUUUUCAUCACCAAUUGUCAUAAAUGGCUUUUUGCUCCUCGAGGAUGUGCCAUCCUUUACGUUCCCUUCAGAAAUCAGCGCUUGAUCCAUCCUGCUAUCAUUAAUUCUGCCUAUGCAGAUCAUAGUGAUGUCUCUGACAAAACAAGUACCUUUCAGGACGAGUUUGUGUGGCCUGGAACUUCUGAUUUUACGAAUUUUAUGUGUGUCAAUGCUGCAAUGGAUUAUCGAAAAUCAUUGGGAGGUGAAGAUGUCAUUAUGAAAUAUACCCAUGAUUUAGCCGUCGAAGGCGGUGAGGCUGCUGCCAAAGUACUAGGUACCGAAGUCAUGGAGAAUCCCGAAAGAUCCUUGACCGUCUCUAUGGUGAACGUCAGAAUCCCAUUAACCAAUCCAACUAUUUCUGAUGAUGCUGUCGUUCAAGUAUUUAUCGAUAAGAUGUUGUAUGAUCAUGAUUGUAUGGCGCCUGUUUAUAAGCACAACGGACAUUGGUAUACACGUCUUAGCGCUCAAGUCUACAAUGAUGUCUCCGAUUUCGAGUUGGUAGCCAAAGCUCUUUUGGCUGUCUGCAAAGAGUUGGAAUCUUGA